CUUCAGUCUAAACUGGUGGACACGAAGAGAAGGCUGCAUAAUGUUACUUUAUGUGUAUUUAUCGUCAAUAUUUUUUCUAUUAACGGCACUUGUUGUUUUAAAAAGACUGAAAAGUGGGCAAAAGGUUAGAUCAAAGAUUACAAUGGGGGGCUGGUUAAGCUACUUGUGGUGGGGCGGAAACCCGGACGCAGUGAACGAAGUGUCAGGUCUGACGCGGCGCGAGGUGUACGCCGUGCAACGCUCUUGGGCCCCCGUCGCUGCAAACUCCGUUGCUAAUGGGACGGAACUCCUCAAGAGAUUAUUCCGCGCAUACCCCGAGACGAAAGACUUCUUCAAGAUGCUCCGCAACCAGACCGAGGAAGACUUUUCGAGCAACAUACAGUUCAAGGCGCACGUCAUCAACCUGAUGAGCUCGCUCGACCAGGCCGUGGCCAACCUCAACCAGCCCGAGGUGGUCGCCGCCAUGAUGAGGAGGCUCGGGGAGUCGCAUAAGAAACGGCAGAUUAAAGAGAGCCACUUUCAUGAUUUAAAGGACGUAAUAGUGAAGAUGUUCAUUGAAGUGCUGAAACUAGACGAUUCUACACUCGGUGCAUGGGGCAAGACCGUCGACUUCUGGUACAAUCACGUGUUCGAGACCCUCAACGCCGAGGCGAGAUAGCAUGAGCUAAGCGG
Molecule: messenger RNA, 672 nt
Organism: Cydia amplana
Lineage: Eukaryota; Metazoa; Arthropoda; Insecta; Lepidoptera; Tortricidae
Product: globin-like
Exons: 4
Coding region: 41-658 (205 amino acids)
Biological process (GO): response to hypoxia; oxygen transport
Cellular component (GO): hemoglobin complex; extracellular region
Molecular function (GO): heme binding; oxygen carrier activity; oxygen binding
Source: RefSeq, a predicted model, not a curated record